GAUUGAAAGAGAGAGUUGAGCAAGGGGAGAAGCUGGGGGAAUUGAAGGAUAUCGCUGAGAAAGACGGGCUACUCUUCUAUAAGAACCGACUCUACAUUCCGGCAGACGACCGUAUUAAGAUCCGGAUAGCACAGGCAGAGCACGAUUCAAAAGGCGCAGGACACUUUGGACAAGACAAGACACUGGAACUCAUCACGCGUAACUUCUAUUGGCCAAAAAUGAACGAGUGGAUUGAUGACUACGUUCGGUCAUGUGACGAGUGCCAGCGCAACAAACCCAGCCGCCACAAGAAAUACGGUGCGCUUUUACCACUGUCCACGCCACAUUCUGUCUGGCAAUCGAUAUCAAUGGACUUUGUCGUACAGUUACCGGAAUCAAAGGGAUACAAUCAAAUCUGGGUAGUAGUCGAUAGGUUCUCGAAGAUGUCGCACUUCAUUCCCUUAGUAGCAGAAACGACCGCACAGGAUUUAGCGAAGAUAUUCCUCGGUCAAAUAUGGCGACUCCAUGGGCUGCCUCUCGAUAUAGUUCCCGACAGGGACGCCAAGUAUACUUCAAGUUUUUGGGCAUCCCUUAUGGAAUUGUUGGAUGUGAGGAUAAGAAUGAGUACGGCUUUUCACCCUCAGACCGACGGGCAAACAGAGCGAGUCAACCAAACCCUCGAGCACUACUUACGAGCGUUUUGUAACUACGAGCAAGAUGAUUGGGCAGAGCUACUCCCGUUGGCGGAGUAUGCUUACAACAACUCGGUUACCACCGCCACGGACCAAUCUCCGUUCUAUACCAAUUACGGUUACAACCCAAGAACCAACUGGCCGACGGAAGCCGAAGUGGUCAACCCAACCAGUGACCUAUACGCUCACUUCAUCCGAGGAGUUCACGACUAUGCUCUCGCUCGCCUAACAGACACCAGGGAGAAGAUGGGGAAAUACUAUGAUCGGAAAAGGGACGAACCGCCUAACUUCAAGGUGGGAGAUAUGGUUAUGCUCAAUGCGACCAACAUCAAGACUCAUCGCUCUACCAAGAAACUCGAUCAUAAGAAACUCGGCCCGUUCAAAAUUGUCCGACUAGCCGGUAAACGAGCGUGCGAACUGGAACUGCCACUGCAAAUCAAAAUCCAUAACGUGUUCCAUAUCGAACUCUUGGAACGGUAUCGACAGAGCAGUAUCCCAGGCCGAGAACAACGUCCCCCAACUCCCGAAGAGGUCGAUAAGGAAGGAGAGGUGCUGUACGAAGUGGAAAGUAUCGUGGGGAGUCGGAAAAGCAGAAGAGGAUUAGUGGAAUACCUGGUGAAAUGGCGGGGCUAUUCGAUGAGUGACUGUACGUAUCAAGUCAUGGACGCUAUGGAUGAGGAAGUACUUGACCUUGUCCGCGACUUCCAUCGAAGGAACCCCAAGGCCGUGAAGGACCAACGCCUGAGACUAUAG
This is a messenger RNA of Morchella sextelata, 1424 nucleotides long. RefSeq lists its product as uncharacterized. The transcript has a single exon. Gene Ontology annotation, molecular function: nucleic acid binding. The annotation marks the transcript as partial. The record is from RefSeq and is a predicted model, not a curated record. Lineage: Eukaryota; Fungi; Ascomycota; Pezizomycetes; Pezizales; Morchellaceae. Gene Ontology annotation, biological process: DNA integration.